CUGCUGGAGCAGUGGGUUUAAGUGCCUUGCUCAGGGACAGCUAGAUGAGUUGGCUGACGGGUGUCUAAAGAGCGAACGGAGAGACAACCCCACCCACAUUUUCCACCUCGCCCCCGUGGAUUCGAUCCACUAACCUUCCCGUCACGAUCACCUGGGUUUAAAGAAACCAGGAGACCCCCCAUGUGCCCCUGAGUAACUUGCAGUUUUGGUUCUCCUUUAAAUUUCCUGUGUGGCUGGGUACUACAUCUUCCACUACCAUCAUCACCACCAGCGCUGCUUCUUGAUGUUGUGGUCGGGAAUACGCAUGCGCCCGGCAUUGGAAUUACUGCACUGGCAAGAAUAAGUUGGACCUCGUCUGUCUUCACUAAAAGAAAAAUACAAAUAACAUAAGUAUGGCAGUGUUCAGAAUAAGAAGAAUGGGGUGUUUUUGCGUCUGGUUGUUCCCUCUCGUAGUGACUGUGGUGUGCGCCCAAAGUGUCGGUGACCCUAGCAAUAUGUCUUUGGUUAAAGAAACGGUGGACAGACUGUUGAAAGGUUAUGAUAUACGAUUGAGGCCAGAUUUCGGAGGUCCUCCUGUUGGAGUGGGAAUGAAUAUAGACAUAGCCAGCAUAGACAUGGUAUCAGAAGUUAAUAUGGACUACACAUUGACAAUGUACUUCCAGCAGGCCUGGCGAGACAAACGGCUGUCCUACACUGAGAUCCCCCUCAACCUGACCUUAGAUAACCGGGUGGCUGACCAGCUCUGGGUCCCUGACACAUACUUUCUCAAUGACAAGAAAUCAUUUGUCCACGGUGUCACAGUGAAAAAUAGAAUGAUCCGACUGCACCCGGAUGGUACUGUACUGUACGGUCUAAGGAUCACUACCACCGCUGCUUGUAUGAUGGACCUGAGAAGGUAUCCAUUGGAUGAGCAAAACUGCACACUCGAGAUAGAGAGUUAUGGUUACACUACAGAUGAUAUUGAGUUCCACUGGCGAGGAGGAGACAAUGCUGUGACGGGGGUGGACAAGAUCGAACUUCCCCAGUUCUCCAUUGUGGAUCAUAAGCUCAUCUCCAAGAAUGUCGUCUUCUCCACAGGUGCUUACCCUCGUCUGUCCCUGAGUUUUAAGCUGAAGAGAAACAUUGGGUACUUCAUCCUACAGACAUACAUGCCUUCUAUACUUAUCACCAUCCUCUCCUGGGUCUCCUUCUGGAUCAACUACGACGCCUCUGCUGCCAGAGUGGCUCUCGGUAUUACCACGGUGCUCACCAUGACUACCAUUAACACCCACCUGAGAGAAACCCUCCCCAAAAUACCCUAUGUCAAGGCAAUAGACAUGUACCUCAUGGGCUGCUUUGUCUUUGUCUUCCUGGCUCUGCUGGAGUAUGCGCUGGUAAACUACAUCUUCUUUGGACGGGGCCCUCAACGUCAGAAAAGGGCAGCAGAGAAACUGACUACUGCCAAUAACGAAAAGAUGAGGAUGGAUCCAAACAAGUGGCUGGUGGGGAAUGUAGUUGGCAGAGAUGAUACUCUGUAUGCAAGAAUGAAACAAAGGGAUCUUGAUGGCCAUGACUCGAUGUGGGAACCAAUCUUUGUGGACGACGCAGCAAUUGGACUUGGCGAUCAAAAAAAUAAGAUGGACCCACAUGAAAACAUCCUUUUGGGCACUCUGGACAUCAAGAACGACAUGGGCGUUUCAGAGCUGGCUCUGGGUCUCAAUGACCCACGAAAUACCAUGCUGACAUACGACAGCUCAACUCUACAGUACCGUAAAGCAGGGCUGGCCAGGCACAACUUUGGCCGAAACACACUGGAGUGCCACAUGACUCGAAAGAAGAGCCGACUACGGAGGCGUGCUUCACAGCUAAAGAUCAACAUCCCAGACUUGACUGAUGUAAACUCUAUUGACAAAUGGUCGAGGAUGAUCUUCCCAACUGUUUUCUCCUUCUUCAACAUUGUUUACUGGCUUUACUAUGUUAAUUAAAAGAAACAAAGGACAACAGUGAAGGCAAGACCAAAUAAGCAAAAUAUGUUGCUCAUUUGUUGUUUGUAUCUGGUGUGUUUCAUUUUCAUGUGAUUGCAUAAAACUGGACUGAAUUACUAUAUUCAGGACUGGAUCCAUCAUAUCUAAUACCACAUUUGCUGGCUAACACGUGGAAACCUUAUAGAAGAGAGAUUACAAUCAUAUAAGGUGCCUGUUACUGAGUAAUUGUUAAAAUUAUAUUUUAUGAAUUGCGUGUUUUGCCAUUUUUUUAAAUGUUUGUUUGCAUAGUUUUUUAUGUUUUAUUUUGUUACAUUUACAGCAUACAUACUUCAUUGCCAUUGACAUAUUUUAAUGACAUGUUUAUUUUCACUGACACUACUUAAAAAGUGCUGAAGCAAGUUUCAGGUCAGCAGGGUUUUCUAAGAUUAAUUAUGUCAAAGACACAAAAUGUUAAUUCAUUUCAUACUAAUAUAAUAAUGGCCUAAGGUUCACAAUUUACACUAUCAUGUGUUGUGCAAGAAAUUUCAAAACAGCGUUUUCUACUUUAAUAUACUGGGAGUACUAAUUCAUUUGUAAGCAUUUUCUCAGUCCAUAAACCAUUUUAAUAGGGUGAAAUUAAGUAACAACUAACAUUCCAAAACUCAGAUUGCACUCAAGAUGCCUGUUAACAGUCAAACAUAGUAUAAUGUAAAGAAGCAUAAAGCUAAUACAGACAAUUUGGAUUGUCAUUAUUAUGUAUGGUGUUAAACAGUUAAAAGAGAGUAAAGAACAACAAGAGAGAAAUAACUAAGAAAGAAAAUGUAAAAUAUUAAUCUUAAGCCAAAUUGGCAUUUCUUAAAUAUUAAUAUAAUUAUUAAUAUUCUACCCUAAAGCACAUAUACACAGUAUGGAUGUCUUUGGGGAUGACUGUGUCUGAAUAACGUAGUUUAGUCUUUAACUGUGUAUGUACAUAAAUAUCACCUGUAUAGUAGUUAUCAUAGGAAUAAUAUGACCUACAAAAUUUCCUUUUCAGCUCUCUAUUCUCACUUUCUAGGAUACAUAUUUACCACAUGGAUAAAAAAAAUAAUAAUUCACAACUGCUGAAAAGGCACUUUAUCAGCUAUGAUAAUUAUUUUUAAGGGUUCAGCAGAGACAGAGAUGAUAAAGAUAAAAGGGCUUCAUUGGUCCCCACACAGGUCAGAUGCAUACAAGCACAAAAACAACUUUAAAUAUCAGCUUUUGACACCAUUACUUUAUAAUCAAUUUUCUAUGCAGAUGAUUUUUCCUUUUGUUGCCAAUGAGUUUAUAUAUUGUGUCUGCCUCCCAAGCCAGAUUAUUAUAAUUAUCAUUGGUUUAAAACCUCUUAGUCAUAAUUGUUUCCUGAUUGAAAAAUGGGUUGAUGUUCAUAAAGAACAUAGCCGUUAAUCCAAAAUUAACAUAUAAUAGAUAAUUACAGAUUGUUUACUAAUGAUGCUGUGCUUUUGACUCUAAGAUUUUAUAAAAGAUUUUGCACACAAGUUGUUUAAAGCCAUAGAGGCUGUACCGUCGUUCUUCUAAUACCUGGUGCUUAAGGGGGCUGUCUUGAGAGGAACUUUAUUGUUAUGAGUACGAUCACACUUUAUGUUUCAGUUACCACAAGUUUAAAAUGUCAAAAUACAACUAGGGCUGGAAUACACACGAGUGUCAUAUCCCUCUUCCCAUAGAUUUGCCACACAGUCUAUAUGAAAGAACUCUGGUGUUACGGCCUCAUUUUCACAUACACAAAGUACCAACUCAUUCAUCAAAGGAGUUAAGAGUCGCUGUAAGUGACAAAGGCUUAUGUGUGAAAUUGUAUCUACAAGAACAUUGCUGAAGACAUAGAAAGGAAGACUCCGAAUAUUUUUCAAAAAUCACACUAAUAACUGCAGUUUUUGUCUCACGUGGUUCUUUUGAGUUAACCUGAAACAACAAAGAACUAACGCAAAGGGUUACUUUCUCCUGGUAUGCCAAACCAUUUUGAUUGUGAAGGUGAGAGUGAACACUUAAACAUGAAUAUGCUAAUUGUUUAACUAAAAUGUAGCCACAUACAGUUAUGUCUUACUGCAUGCUCUGUACAGUAGUAACUCGUUAAUAUUUGUUUUUUUGCUCAUGUUCUUUCUUACUGAUUUGUUUCAUUUCUUUUGUGCUUUUAUGUGUUUAAUUCAUCGCACAAAUGAGCAUACAUAAGUCUAUAAUUACAAUUUAUAAAAAAAAGUGUUUGAUUGGUAUUUAAUAUUGAGGAUGUUAUUACAUAUAUUUACAUUUUCAAAAAAAAAAAAAGCAUUUACGUAAAAGUGUUUUAAGAAUGACACUGUUUUAAGCAUUUUCACAAGCACUGCCCAACAUUGUGCAUAGUUCUAACUUACAAUAACUUUACUGGUGUUUACAUGUUACUCAUCAAAAUGAACCAUUUUCACAUUGUGUUGAUCUAGGUAUUGGAGAAAAAAAAGUAAAUUGGUAUGUUUUAUUUUGGGAGUUUUUUUGAUAGUGUUGGUUAUGUCAAACAAACUUUCUUAUCUUUCUUUUUUUUUAAUGUUUGUUUAUUUUGUGAGUAAAUUUGCUAAACAAAAGCAAAUGGAUCCAGAUAGAUUCUGAGAUUUACUAAUAACCUGAUUAUUGGCAUUGUACAUUUUUCUAUAGAUGAGGAUGAGUUGAACUGAAAUUUGGGAUCAUGUCCCAAGAAACACAUUUAAAUAAGUAUGUACUGUAUAUAUCAGAUAGUAUAUUAAUGAUCAUCAAUUGGAACAUAAUAUUCCUGUAAAUAUAUAGCUGAGCUUUCAACAAAAAAUCUAUUUACAUUUCCAAUUAAUUUAUACUGUUAUGUUAAGAGAAUGCAAAAGCUGAUGUGAAACAAUGUAAAUAGUCUAUUUUACAGUCAAUUGAUCACGUUUUGUUUGUUUUUUCUCUGUUUGUCAAAGCACACUUUUUUGGUUUUGCCAAAAUGUACAAUAUAUUCAUGAAUGUAGUUGAUAUUCUCUUACAGCAUGUAUUUGCUGUAAUGUGUCAGCAAAAGUAUUACAAUUUAUUGCACCAAUGAUCAGUUAAAUACAUCUUAAUGUACACCACCUUUUCAAACACACACACACACACACACACACACACACACACACACACACAAAGGUUCAAGUGAUAAAGUGGCUAGCGAUGCCUUUGUAUCAGCCAGAUAGUCAACCAUCUCAGGUCAGCACAAUUCACACUACUAACAACAUAAUAACCACAAACUACAAUUUCAAACCCAAGAAUUGUACUUCAGGAAAAGUACCUUAGUGAUCUUGUUUCUGUAAUGUGUUUGCUUUCUCUGUUUACUGUAACACAAGUCGGAUAAUGCUGUACACAUUAAAAGUACUAUGGCACACUUGUUCAGCAUUGGCAGAAUCUAAACACCUAAAAUAUUUUAAAAGUCAUUAAGGUACUAAAUCCACCUCAGCCAUAGAUAUGUCUCAACCAACCCAAUAUACAUAUAUUUCUUAAUCUUCAGAUGUGGUAUGACAUGGUGUAUUUAAGUGUGAGAGUGUAUAGUGGAUGUAUGUUGACCAGACAUAGUGUUUCCUGGCAAGAAAGGUCUGCUUCAUAAGUUCUACACUUUGAAUAUGUGUUUGUACUUCACAGCGCUUUUAUGUUUCAUAUAUUUUUAUACUUCUAUACUCCUGUGUAAAAAAAGUAUAACUGCAGACACUGUCGUUUGGCAAAACCUUGUAAAUCCAAUUUUUGCAAUUUUCACAUUUAUAUACAGAAUGAUAACGUUGUCCUCUGGGGAUUCUGGAAACUUAAUGACAUGUCUACUUACAACAUCCUGUCAUGAUCCCUUGUAUAAAGUUGAAAAAAAUACAUGGUUGUACAUGGGUUGAAAAUGGCUUUUUAUCUCUUCAUUUCUGGAAAGUUAAGGUUUUUGGAAAGAAAGAGAGCAGUCUUCUCUGGAGAGCAAGGACAGACUGACAUCUUAAAAGCCUAAAUGACACAUCUUGGUGACAGUGUAUGUUUGCACACACUCACAGAAGAAGCCUUAGCCUCCUGCUGCCCUGGACUCCACUCCAAGGAGCAUUAAUCCUUCUUACCUUCUCAACACCCUCCACCUUGAAAAAUCCUUCUAUGUGCCACUCACAAGAACAUUCCCAGAAACCCAGAGCUGUAAAAGUCAGUGUCUGUCUUUACUAUUAAAAAAACCUAUGGAAAUGAAUACAUUGUCAAUAAAUAUUGUAUACAGUUCUAAA
Sander lucioperca (pikeperch) is the source of this 6172-nucleotide messenger RNA. Its product is annotated as gamma-aminobutyric acid receptor subunit beta-2. Gene Ontology annotation, cellular component: neuron projection; GABA-A receptor complex; membrane. The transcript is spliced from 10 exons. The record is from RefSeq and is a predicted model, not a curated record. Bases 393 to 1964 code for a protein of 523 amino acids. Gene Ontology annotation, molecular function: GABA-A receptor activity; neurotransmitter receptor activity; extracellular ligand-gated monoatomic ion channel activity. Gene Ontology annotation, biological process: nervous system process; signal transduction; chemical synaptic transmission. Lineage: Eukaryota; Metazoa; Chordata; Actinopteri; Perciformes; Percidae.